This is a messenger RNA of Strigops habroptila (Kakapo), 3963 nucleotides long. RefSeq names its product cyclin B2 (gene CCNB2). Gene Ontology annotation, cellular component: cyclin-dependent protein kinase holoenzyme complex; nucleus; cytoplasm. The transcript has 9 exons. Bases 193 to 1401 code for a protein of 402 amino acids. The record is from RefSeq and is a predicted model, not a curated record. Gene Ontology annotation, biological process: mitotic cell cycle phase transition; regulation of cyclin-dependent protein serine/threonine kinase activity. Gene Ontology annotation, molecular function: cyclin-dependent protein serine/threonine kinase regulator activity. Lineage: Eukaryota; Metazoa; Chordata; Aves; Psittaciformes; Psittacidae.
CUGUUUGGGAGGGGCCUGAGACGGUGGACCAAUUGAGGACGUGCAUCGUACGAUUCUGCCCAAUGGGAGAGCAGGACGGGGUUUAAGAGGAGCCGGUGCGGCGUGAGGCACUAGUCACCGGUGCAGCCCAAAGCAGCAGCUGGUCUGUGAGGGCAGGUGUGAGCGGCCGCUGCCUCCUUGUAACUCCCUGCAAUGGCGCUGCCGGUGUCGCGUCGCGCCCCUGUCACUCGAGGGGUGGAGAAUGCUCUGCUUGACCUUAAAAGUAAAGCCAAAACUCACCUUCCUGGCAAAAGGGCUGCUUUGGAAGAAAUAGGGAAUAAAGUUACGACAAGAGGAACACGCAUAGCUAAGAAAACUGAAUGUUCCAAAGCAUCCAUAAAGCCUACAAAAGGACCUAACAAGAUGACAAAUGUAACUGUACUGCCAAAACCUCCAGCUGCUGUGAAUCGAGCUUUGAAAGAAACUGAUGUUCCAAAGAUUCUGUCUCCUGUCCCUAUGGAUAUAUCUAUGCAAGAGGAGGAUUUGUGCCAAGCCUUCUCUGAUGUGUUGCUCAACAAUGUAGAAGACAUUGAUGCUGAGGACUGCAUGGAUCCCCAGCUGUGUAGUGACUACGUAAAAGAUAUCUAUGAGUAUCUGAGAGACCUUGAGCUGCAGCAAGCGGUCCGCCCACGUUACCUUGAUGGGAAGACAAUCAAUGGGCGGAUGCGUUCCAUUUUAGUGGACUGGCUUGUCCAGGUCCACUCAAGAUUCCAGCUUUUGCAGGAAACGCUGUAUAUGUGUGUUGCAGUUAUGGAUCGCUUCUUACAGAGUCAUCCAGUGCCUCGGAAGAGGCUUCAGUUGGUGGGUGUAACAGCACUGCUUCUAGCUUCAAAAUAUGAAGAGAUGUUCUCUCCUGAUGUAGCAGACUUUGUUUACAUUACUGACAAUGCCUACACCAGUAAUGAAAUCAGAGAAAUGGAGAUCGUGAUUCUUCAAGAGUUAAACUUCAACUUGGGACGACCUCUUCCAAUUCAUUUCUUGAGAAGAGCAUCAAAAGCUGGAGAGGCUGACGCUAAGCAACAUACACUAGCAAAAUACCUAAUGGAGCUGACGCUGAUAGACUAUGACAUGGUUCACCAUCGUCCUUCAGAGAUUGCAGCUGCUGCGUUAUGCUUGUCCCAAAAGCUUCUGGGACAUAACAAAUGGGAUGCAAAGCAGGAGUACUACACUGGGUAUACAGAAGACAGUCUUGAGAUGACUAUGAAACAUAUGGCCAAGAAUGUGUUCAAAGUAAAUGAGAACUUAACUAAAUACACUGCUACAAAGAACAAGUAUGCAAGUAGCAAACUACUGAUGAUCAGCACAAUCCCUCAACUGAACAGCAAGAUAAUCAAGGACCUGGCUUUACCACUCUUGGGAUAACCGUAGGCAGCAAGGUCCUGUUGGUGUAUGCACUUUGUCUUUAUCAGCCUAUUGAGGCAAAACUACUGCUCCUUGUACAUAGCAUUCCAGCUGUACCAGAGACAUUUCAGGUUUGGAAGGUGAAAUUUUAAACUUUCUGUGUAAUACAACUCUCUGCCUAGAAAUAAAGCUUCUCUUUUAUGAAAAAGAGUGAAUCUUAAAGGCUCUACCUAGACAGGUCUGCAGUUUAAUGUCCAAGCAAGACAUCAAAUAAGUAGGUGAUUGAUACAGCUUGUAAUUAAUGUGGAUGAUUAUUCUCAGUGGUUGUUUCUAGUGAGAAUCUCCAGGUAUUAUGGUGAUUUAUAUUUUGUAACUUUCUGUUUUCACUGUUAAGGUAUGAAACCAGGCAGACAGUUCAUCUUUUCUUGGUGUCCCUCAAAUACAUACUUUAUUUCAGUGUCUGGUCUCAAAGUAGUAUACACAAAUUUCUUUUUGUAAUUUGUUACCUUCAAGUCUGGGGAGGUAGGUAAGCUGGCUGUAACACAUACUACCCUGGUAAAUAUUUGUGUUUAGCUGAACUUAAGACAAUGUAUCCUCUAUCUCUGUGUACCUAAACAAAACGAGCUAAGGUAGGAAAAUUCUCAGUCUCGUGUGAUGCUGACCACUGUGUGCAGGGGCUGUGGGUGUGGAACUCUUUUCUUAAAAUCUGCUUGAUUUCUCAGACACACCCUACCCCCCAAGCUUUCAAUUGCCACUUCACUCAUAGAACACCCCUUCUCUUCCCCUUCCCUCUAAUAAACCUCUCUACCUGGGAGAAGACAGUCCCACCUCCCUUAAGUACAUUCUUCUUUAUCACUUCCCAUUUUGCUUUCCUUUGCUGCUUUUAAACAUUAGUAUCUGUAUGCUCAUGGAAUACAACUGUGCAAGUAGUAAGUAAGUCUUUUCUGCCUCAAUACCUCAUUGAAGCCUAUUUAGGGCAUUGGCUACCUGAAGUGACUGUGCCUUGAGCAGCAAUCCCCACUUCAUCAAUCUUGGAUCUCUUACCUGUUACACUGCAGGAUGUAGUGUAACAGGUAAGUGUAACAGCACAUUUAUUAACUUAGUGCUAUAUAACUAAUGUUAAGUUACAGACCUGUUAAGUUGCACUGAUCUUAUUACCUCCCUUUUCCCAGUGUCGCCUAGUCAUGAGUGUGCUGGCUCUGAUGUAGCACUCAAUACUGCAACAAUGGCCUAGACUUCAGUGCUCCCCCUGUGGGAAGGAUGUUGAAACUACUGCAUUUUAUCUUGAGCAGGAGACUUCUUUCUCCCAUAGGAUAAGUCAACCUAGCGCUUACUGCAAACAGUCUUUUGAAAUAUGUGCUUGAUCCCUUUUGUGUAUGUGAUUUCCCCCCCAAACUAAGGCCCAGCUUCCAGGAGCAGAUUCUACAGUCUGUUAUCCCUUAAUGGAGAGGGAGUUUAAGUGUGCCUAAAGUAGACUUAGGGAACAGUUGAGGAAGGAGGGGAUUCAAGACUUCCAGCUUUAUCUUAAAGCUUAUGCAAUGUCCUAACAUACACAGGCAUUUUAUUGAGCUGCUCUUAAUAAGAGAAAAUGUAAUGCACAGCACUUCAGCUGGGCAUGGUGACAAUGGUUUGGGGCAAAGGAAGGGGAUAUUUUUCUUUAGAAAUCAGGGCAGUAGAAUCAACAGUCAUUGUGAAGGGAUAUGUUUGUAUAUGUAACUGGAAACAAACUGCACAGAGGACAGACCUGUUCAGCUAACUGCUGCUUCUGUUUUAUUUUCUGGAGGUUCAGAAGGCAAAGCAUGAAUGGUGGUAACUGUAUGGCAAGGAACAGCCACUCUGGUAUGGGAGGCAAUCAGAUUUGAGCAGUAAUAGUUUUGCCAUUUGAAAGGAGUAGUGCAUAUCUGUGAGUACCUGGCAUAAAAACUCUAGAACUACUUCAUGAAUAACAGCAGCGGAAUACUACAUUAUACAUUCAUACAUGUUUCUAUCAUACUCAGUUUUUAUAUACAGUAUAUGAUCUGUUUCUAUAAAUGUACAGCUCUGCAUAAAGACACUUAUUACAGGUAGAGCACUAAACAUAAGUCCAACAUGGGCCAGCCAUAUUACACUAUAAAUCUUAAAGAAGGCAACAUUAUUUAGCACACAGUACUAUGUGGUUUCCUGGUUUAACUUCUUAGACUGCCUGCUGGAGUCCCUAAACACAUCAGCAAACACAAAGCAGUUCCAUUACAACUCUGUACAGAAUUACUUAAAUACACCAUCACAGUAGGUUUUUAGAUGGUAAUAAUAUCCCAUUGGCCUAAAUCUUUUUGACAUGUAGCAGCAUACUUAGCAUGUUUCCCCAGAAUGAUCUGCAUUAGAGGAAAUGUGCAUUUAGCAUCUUCAGUAGAUAACUGCAAAGGUUACUGAUAUUUAAAAGUUACUGAUCUUCAGCUGAAGGCACUUAUUAAAUACACCCAGUUCAAAGUCCCCGGUCCCAGACUGCAAAGCACCUUUCUGUUUCAGGAAAAUUGUAAGUUUGAGUACUCUUUGCUUAAUAGCUGUUAAAACCAGGUUUUAAAUAUAAUAAAUAAUUGGUCUGCA